AAUUAUCAAACAUCAACGGGGUAGACAUACGCUCACACGCGGACCUUUGCUUACUCGUGAUUUUUUCUCGUAUUACCUCGAAAACGUUUUAUCGUUUACUGCCGACGCUGAAAAACCCGUUCCGCACGGCCAUGUUUGUCGUGGCAAACGUUUCACCGACUAAAUCCAUCGUCUACCAUGCCGUCUUUGGGAUACGUUUUCUUCGACGUCUUGUUCGACCACCUACGAAAAUUUACGCUACGAUAUUAUCACGACUCAAGUUUUGUGCUUUCCGAUAUAGUUUUAUUAAGGGGUCUCCUCUUCCCUUCGAUUAUUUGCGAUAGCAUCGGUGAAAACGCCAAACCCGUGCAAGGUCUUUCGAGCAGCAUACACGGACAACGUAGCCCUCGAUUACCGCCUGCCCUCGACAAAAACUUGAAAUGGAGCAAUUAGGAGAAGGACAAGCCGUCGUUGUUGGAAGUACUGGUGGAACGGUACAAGUUGUUCAAAUGGGACAAGGAGGACAAGCUAUGAUGUUACCUCAAGCUAUACAAGUAGCAGCUCCUAACGGACAGAUUCAAGUUGUUCCAGUUUCCAGUCUUACUAAUACGGGCCAACAGAUUGUUAUACAACAACCACAAACGCCUCAAAUUAUUCAAACUCCCGAUGGACAGACUUAUAUUUAUCAACCUGUUCAAAUAGAAGGCCAAGUUCAACAGACUCAACCUACCGUUAUAAAUAUCAAUGGAAAUCUCAUGCAAAUAGCUGGCACUACUUCACAAACUACAACCACAGCUGCAACAACAGCGCCCGUACAACCGUUAGCUAGUCCAACAGCGACGGCUUCGCAAGCAGGGAAUGUAGUUAUGAUGGUGCCAGGAAAUAGUGGACAAACGCAGUUUCAAAGAGUAGCAUUACCAAAUGCGGAAUUCCUAGAAGAGGAACCUCUAUACGUGAAUGCCAAGCAAUAUAGACGCAUAUUAAAAAGGCGUCAGGCACGAGCCAAAUUAGAAGCAGAAGGAAAAAUUCCAAAGGAAAGACCGAAAUAUCUUCACGAAUCUCGUCAUCAACACGCAAUGAAAAGAAUUCGUGGCGAAGGUGGUCGUUUCCAUUCGGGUCAAGUAAAGAAACGGAAGUAAGUGCCUGUGUAUUGUAAAAUUUGAACGUACGUCUCUCUUCAAUGAAGUAAAUAGUGUCCGACUAUGCGUUCUGAUAAAACGAAUGCAAAAUUUCAUAAUUAUCUAAUUGAAUCAACACCGAAUUCUGUUGGUUACUGGAACAAUAGAAAGUGUAAAAUAUCAUAAAAACUUGGUCAUCUAGAACUAUGCGUAUAAACUAUAAGAACGUGCAUUCUUCUUGUAUACAUUCAUUUUGGUACCAAAUGUGAAAUUAACGAACUAAAUAAUGUUACUUCGAGAUAUGUGUGUUUAAUGUUCGAAGAGAUAUUAUAGAGUUUAUUACUUAUACUUUUUCUAUGAUAUUUAAUCGUAAAAAUGGAAAAACGAAAGUCUGAUUAAUAAUUCAGUGAUAUUUGAAAAGAUUGGCACCAAUCUCUCUGACGGUCUACCUACUGUAGAUAUUUAUUUAAAAGGAGAUUGAAAGAGAGAGAGAUGCGUUAAGGAGAACUAAAGAGAAUAAAACGUGUGAGUCAGUGAUGAAAUUGAACUCAUAUUCGUGACUAAAUAACACAUCUUUGAACAUACAUAUAUACCCACUCUUGUAAAUAAAUAUCUUUCUCUCUCUUUUAACACAAUGGAAGGUCGAAUAAGAACUUCACUUUCGUUAGAAUUUGUAUAUACUAAGAAACAAACAAACAAACACAAAAGAACACAAAGUCAAGAAAUAAUAAAAUGCGGUGUUUAUGUCUGUAAUAUUUUUCUAGUGCUUAUUUAUCUUGCAAAUCGAAUGUGAGCUUGGUAAAUCAUAGUAAAAUAUUGGACUUUGUUAGAAGUGAUACAACGAUGACGAUGUACGAUACAUACAUAUAUAUAUGUAUAUAUAUAUCGAUCAA
Molecule: messenger RNA, 1990 nt
Organism: Vespula pensylvanica (western yellowjacket)
Lineage: Eukaryota; Metazoa; Arthropoda; Insecta; Hymenoptera; Vespidae
Gene: Nf-YA
Product: nuclear transcription factor Y subunit alpha
Exons: 5
Coding region: 420-1118 (232 amino acids)
Biological process (GO): regulation of transcription by RNA polymerase II
Cellular component (GO): CCAAT-binding factor complex
Molecular function (GO): RNA polymerase II cis-regulatory region sequence-specific DNA binding; DNA-binding transcription factor activity, RNA polymerase II-specific
Source: RefSeq, a predicted model, not a curated record